Molecule: messenger RNA, 1642 nt
Organism: Alnus glutinosa
Lineage: Eukaryota; Viridiplantae; Streptophyta; Magnoliopsida; Fagales; Betulaceae
Product: PTI1-like tyrosine-protein kinase At3g15890
Exons: 4
Coding region: 376-1470 (364 amino acids)
Biological process (GO): protein phosphorylation
Molecular function (GO): ATP binding; protein kinase activity
Source: RefSeq, a predicted model, not a curated record
CUAAAAGGACAACCCCCCCGCACCCAAGUGUUUUGUUCCGACGUCUUCCUCGUAGCGCAACAUUUUGCCUAAAUAUAUUUUAGCUUUAUUCCUUGCGACAGUUAAAAAAAUAAAAUAAAAAUAUACAAAAAAGCAAACGAAGAGAAAUGUGUGUCCCUUCUUCCAAAGCGUUACGUUUCGCAUCUAAUCUUCCUCAGCUUCAGCUGUACUCUUGACUUUCACUCUGGAACAGCCUAGAGAAAGAGGAAGGACACCAAGCACAAGAGCAGGGAGUAGUUGAAGGGUCAAAAGCUUGGAGAAGGAGCUGGUUUUGAAAACCCAGAAUCUGUUGUUUGAUUUUUUUUUUUUUAUUGGGUUUGGUUGUAGUGGCGGAAUAUGGAUUUCUGCUCAAUGUUUGUCUGCUGGAAGGGUUCGGAUCGGAAAGAACGAGGGAAGAAGGAGCAAAGAUGGAGAGUCUUUUCUUUGAAGGAGCUGCACGCAGCCACGAACAAUUUUAAUUAUGAUAACAAGCUUGGAGAAGGGGGAUUUGGCAGUGUUUACUGGGGUCAGCUUUGGGAUGGAUCACAAAUUGCAGUCAAAAGGUUGAAGGCUUGGAGCAACAAAGCAGAUAUGGAAUUUGCUGUUGAGGUUGAGAUACUGGCACGAGUACAGCAUAAGAAUCUGCUAACUUUACGUGGCUAUUGCGCUGAGGGGCAAGAGCGUUUGAUCGUGUAUGACUACAUGCAAAAUUUAAGCUUGCUAUCUCAUCUUCAUGGGCAGCACUCAGCAGAAUGCCUUCUUGAUUGGGACCGAAGGAUGAGUAUUGCUGUUGGAGCUGCUGAUGGAAUCGCCUAUCUCCACCACUACUCCACCCCUCAUAUAAUCCAUAGAGACAUUAAAGCAAGCAAUGUGUUACUAGAUUCAGAAUUUAAGGCUCAGGUUGCUGAUUUUGGAUUUGCAAAAUUAAUCCCUGAUGGUGUAACACAUGUGACUACGAGAGUUAAGGGUACCCUUGGCUACCUUGCACCUGAAUAUGCUAUGUUAGGGAAAGCAAAUGAGAGUUGUGAUGUUUACAGCUUUGGGAUACUUCUGAUAGAGAUUGCUAGUGGCAGGAAACCCAUUGAAAAACUGAGUUCAACAAUGAAACGCUCAAUUACUGAUUGGGCGCUGCCAUUGGUUUGUGAGAGAAAGUACGAUGAGGUAGCAGAUCCAAAGCUUAAUGGUAAGUAUGUAGAGGAAGAGCUGAAAAGAGUUGUCUUGGUUGCUCUCAUAUGUGCUAACAGUCGACCCGAGAAAAGACCCACGAUGCUUGAGGUGGUGGAGCUUCUGAAGGGAGAUUCGAAAGUAAAAUUAGCUGAACUGGAAAAUAAUGAACUGUUCAAGGCCCCUCAAGCUGCAGAUUAUAAUGAUGGGGCAUCAGCUGCGGAAGACAGCUUAGACUUCAUCUCAGAGGAGAAGGAUUCAAAACCGGAAUUGAAAGAGGAGAUCUGAGACUACUAACUGCAGUAUAGAUUCAAUGUGAAAUAUGUAUUUAGUUACAAUAUUUGGGUUUAUCUGGGCUAGGUGUCACUGGCCGUUCUUUUUAUUAGUAUUGGCUACUGGCUACUGUCAAGAAAGCUUGGUUUUGUGCGUGCUGUGAGAUUUAUUGUGCGUUGCUUAUCAA